AUGGAACUAGACUAUGACCUUGCGGACGAUGAUGGCAUUGAUGAGAGAGAUAUAGAUGUUGAUAAUGAUAAGGAGUCCAUUCCGGAUGCAAAGAUACGAAUAGAUGCAGGACAAAGUAAAGAUGGAUCAACAAGUAGUGUGUUGAGUGACAGACCCAGAUUUCCUAAACGAAAUGUAUUCACUAUUUGGAGAACUUCUCAUAAACCCUCUGAUGGAUGGAUAAACUUGGAAUCGACGGACAUGAGUAUUGAAGACAAAAAUGUGUAUUGGAAGACGGCAAGAUCCUCAAAAGCUGUACAAGAUGUCAAACGUCUGGAAAGAGACUUUCUAGAAAUUCUGAAAACAACCAAACACUUGUCUAUGCAGAAAAAGGAACAACUGAAGCAACAAAAGCUUCAAGGGUCUUUCAACUUUAAUUUUGGCGAUAUGAUGAAGAUCUUCAUUUGUGCUGGAAUGUGA
Messenger RNA from Lottia gigantea (owl limpet), 459 nucleotides. RefSeq lists its product as hypothetical. The record is from RefSeq and is a predicted model, not a curated record. Lineage: Eukaryota; Metazoa; Mollusca; Gastropoda; Lottiidae. The coding region runs from base 1 to 459 and encodes 152 amino acids. The transcript has 4 exons.